Messenger RNA from Urocitellus parryii (Arctic ground squirrel), 978 nucleotides. Its product is annotated as olfactory receptor 9G4. Lineage: Eukaryota; Metazoa; Chordata; Mammalia; Rodentia; Sciuridae. Gene Ontology annotation, biological process: G protein-coupled receptor signaling pathway. The record is from RefSeq and is a predicted model, not a curated record. Gene Ontology annotation, molecular function: olfactory receptor activity; G protein-coupled receptor activity. Gene Ontology annotation, cellular component: membrane.
UUCUCUGGUAACAAUAUUCAGGCUUUUCCCUUUGUGGACAUGGAAGUGGGAAAUCGCACUGUCCUGACUGAAUUCAUCUUGGUGGGCAUCUCAUCAGACCCCAGGUGGCAGCCAAUUCUAUUUGUAAUAUUUCUGGUGCUUUAUUUGGUGACGUUGUCAGGGAACAUGACCCUGGUUAUAUUAAUUAGGAUUGAUUCCCGCCUGCAUACACCUAUGUACUUUUUCAUUGGCAGUCUGUCUUUCUUGGAUUUCUGGUACACCUCGGUAUAUACCCCCAAAAUCCUGGCCAAUUGUGUCUCAGAAGAUAAGCGCAUUUCCUUGGCUGGAUGUGGGGCUCAGUUGUUCUUCUCCUGUGUUGUGGCCUACACAGAGUGCUAUCUCCUGGCAGCUAUGUCAUAUGACCGCCAUGCAGCAAUUUGUAACCCUUUGCUUUAUUCAGGCACCAUGUCUGCUUCUGUUUGCAUUGGGCUUGUUGCUGGAUCCUACAUGGGAGGCUUUCUGAAUGCCAUAGCCCACACUGCUAACACCUUCCGCCUGAGUUUCUGUGGUAAAAAUAUCAUUGACCAUUUUUUUUGUGAUGCACCACCAUUGGUAAAAAUGUCCUGUACCGACACUCGGGUCUAUGAAAAAGUCCUUCUGGGUGUGGUUGGCUUCACUGUUCUCUCUAGCAUUCUCGCCAUCCUCAUUUCCUACUUCAACAUCCUCCUGGCCAUCCUAAGGAUCCAUUCAGCCUCAGGAAGGCGCAAGGCAUUCUCCACCUGUGCUUCCCACCUGGUCUCCGUCAUGCUCUUCUAUGGAUCCUUGCUUUUCAUGUGUUCAAGACCCAGUUCCACCUACUCCCUGGAGAAAGACAAAGUGGCUGCUCUGUUUUACACUGUGUUAAACCCACUGCUCAACCCUCUCAUCUACAGCCUGAGAAACAAAGAUGUCAAAGAGGCCUUCAGGAAAGCAACCCAGAUCAUACGACCACAAGCAUGA